Cokeromyces recurvatus is the source of this 1107-nucleotide messenger RNA. Its product is annotated as PIG-P-domain-containing protein. The coding region runs from base 106 to 879 and encodes 257 amino acids. The transcript is spliced from 4 exons. Lineage: Eukaryota; Fungi; Mucoromycota; Mucoromycetes; Mucorales; Mucoraceae. The record is from RefSeq and is a predicted model, not a curated record.
AUUGUCGUGACUUUUAAAUGCUAAAAAAAAGGCAUUGACAAAUAUAUCUUUCAAAGUUUUCCUUUUUUUUUUAACUAUAGAUAUGAGUUUUCAAUACAAAUUGAGAUGUCAAUAGAUCAAGUUUCUUCCUCAAUUAAAACUCAUUUGUCGAAAACAAAUCCUCCUUCAUUCUCUUCUUCACGGUCAACACCAUCAUUACCUAAUUUAGUGAACUAUGCGAUACCAUCUACUAUGUCAAAUCUAUCUAUUAUAAAUAAUACAUCGAUCUCCUUGAGUCAUGGAUCUAAUGAGCAUAAUAUUAAUUAUAAACUAAUACAGAAAACAAAAAAUUCAAUUGUCUGCAAAAGACGACAUUCGUUUAGCAGUUUUCUAGAUGUAAAAUGUAGAAAGAAAAUAAACAUUGAUGACGAAACGGACAAUGAUAAAACUAGUAGAUUAAAGAUAAUGAGUGAUGAUAAUAGCUUUUUGAAUUCUGCUAGAACAAAUGGACCAACAGCGAAAUCAGUUUUGAAGAAAAAAAGAUAUAGACCAAGAUCUUAUUCAGAAAUGUCCUCUAGUUUACCACGAGUUGAACGAGCACCACCUGUAGCUAUUACAAAUAAAAUACCAGCAUAUGAAUAUUAUGGAUUUGUCAUGUAUUUGUCUUCCUUUGUAGCUUUUGGUAUUUAUCUGAUUUGGGCUUAUGUCCCUGAUGAAAUAUUACACCGACUAGGCAUUACUUAUUAUCCAAGUAGAUAUUGGGCAUUAGCUAUACCUAUUUGGUUAAUGACAUUUGUAUGGUUUAUAUUUAUUUCGUUCAUGACAGUUAAUUUAAUGAAUACUGCUCCUUUUGAUUCAUUAUAUUGCAUAACAGGUAAAUAUGAUAAUGCCUUUUUUUAAUUAUCUCCUCUUACUUAUUUGUUUUAGAUGAGCAUGCAAAUUUAAUGAGACUAGAUAACGAAAUAAUUACUACUAGACCUGCAGAUUGGAUUCCAGAGCUUCAUGACUUACCAAUCAGUUUUGUAAAUAAGUUUCUUUAUCAAGAAGAGGAUAAUGACAUAAAUUCAUACAAUAUCAAUAUACCAGAUAAAUCUAGUAAAGAUGGCAUUUUAAUAUCAAGAAGGAAAC